Messenger RNA from Aspergillus saccharolyticus JOP 1030-1, 971 nucleotides. RefSeq lists its product as uncharacterized. The record is from RefSeq and is a predicted model, not a curated record. Lineage: Eukaryota; Fungi; Ascomycota; Eurotiomycetes; Eurotiales; Aspergillaceae. The coding region runs from base 79 to 717 and encodes 212 amino acids. The transcript has a single exon.
GGCUUUUUUUUUUCUUUCUGGUAUCCUUCAUUACUUCCUUACUAACCUAACUUACCUGAUUCUGGUGACUACGGCCGAAUGAAAUUAUAUGAGCAAAACUGGCUGUCCCUGGGUCAAUUGAUUAUCACUUACCUUAACCCAUUCUCUUCUCUCCAUUACUACCGCCAUUAUUAUUUCCCACUCACCUCGACACCCGCGCUGUGCCCGCCAAACAUCAUCCACUGGAACCAUCGUUAUUAUUGCGACGAACUCUUCGUACAGCGACUCUCUCGCAGCUCUUCCCAUUGUCCCCAAUUUUUUUUAAGACUAUUACUCCUCUUACUCCUCUUCCUCCUCCACUGCUACCAACCAACACAGAGCUCUCUUCUUGCUCCCUCUCCCCUUCCCUUUUCCCUUUUCUCUCUUUCCUCUCUCUCUCUCUUCUUUCUCUCCUCUUCCCCCCCUCUUACCUUUCACUCCUACAUCCAUUCUACCUCAUUUCCUCCCACUUCGUUUUCGGUAUACGGAGUUGCGACGGUGACAAACUUCCGUUCCUCGACGGCUUCAACCACACUACCACCGCCAACCCGCUUCGACCAUCCAAUUCUACCCUCCACCCACUUCUACCGACCACAUUUAACUCCCACUCCUCUCCCCCCCCGGUCCAAGAUUUUAGUCCACCCGUUUUCGGACUACCCAACAAACUUUCUCCCACUCGAAGUUCGAACCUGCGAAUAAAUCUAAUUCCCUAAUCCAAAUAGACCCUUCGCCCGAAAAAGGAACACUGGCAUAGCGAUUCUUCUCAGAAUUGGCUGCUGUUGUUCUUUUCUAUCACCGCAUUCUGUAUCGGCUAUCCUUCUAAGUUUACUUAACCGAUACGUCUGUCCUUUCGGUCACUCCCUUUUUUGACCCUCACGAUUGCCGGAGGCUCUCCUCUUUUUUGAAAUUGCUUUGCGAUUAUCCUUGUUACAAAUAAUCCAGACGACUUCAGU